ACAGAUGGCUAUGACACAGCUGUGGGCACUGUCAUACACUCCCUGCGCAAGAACCUCAAAGUGAGCGUGGCAGGCCUGGCCAAGAACAAGGAAGUCGACAAGAGGGACACCCACAAGUGCUGGUGGUCUAAGCCAAUCCAGCGGCCUGACGUGCCCUUUGACAGACUCAUGUGCUAUGAAUCUGGUGCCAGUGGCGGUGAAGCAGCUGCCCCAGAAUUUACCAGCACUACAUUCAGUUGUCUAAAGGAGAUCUACCAGCAACAAGAAAUCACGCUCGCGUCUUCCCUACUCAACACAGGACAGCAGAAGACGGACGAAGUUGUCAUGCUGGAGGCCAUUGUGGAGGCAGCAAUUCAAGCCAUGAAGAACGGCCUGAACCUCCGCCAGCUCAUGAUCUUCAUCAACGCCGAGUACAAGGGUGAGGCGGACUUCACUCCCAAAGUGCGUGAUUUCGAGGGGAUCUGCGCCAAGUUCGAGGAGCUGAAGAGGAAGCAUAUCAUCUAAAG
Molecule: messenger RNA, 506 nt
Organism: Patiria miniata (bat star)
Lineage: Eukaryota; Metazoa; Echinodermata; Asteroidea; Valvatida; Asterinidae
Exons: 3
Coding region: 169-504 (111 amino acids)
Source: RefSeq, a predicted model, not a curated record